ACGUCUGUGUUGGCUUGUGUAAUCUGUCUUGCUCAGACACAGAGUCUGAACCUGCUGAACAAUGGGAGACAACGUUAUUCUAGUUGCUGUUAUUACCCUGCUUUCUGCGUGUCAGCAAGGGUACUAUGCCAGGCUUGUGGGGAGAUCUAGAAUGAAACACAAGAUCAUGCCUCCAGCAAUCACAGGGCCUCCAGAAUUUGAGAGGACAUUCCGUGCACAGCAAAACUGUGUAGAGUUCUAUCCAAUAUUCCUGGCUCUUCUUUGGACAGCCGGAACAUACUUUUAUCAAGAAGUGGCUGCAGCUAUUGGAUUGCUGUACAUCUUUGCACGUCACACCUACUUUAAGGGCUAUGUAGCAUCUGCUCAGGGCAGGAUCCCUGGAUUUUACCUCAGCCUGAUCGCAAUAGCCCUGUUACUUCUCGUGGCUAGCCUAGGAAUUACAAAUGGUCUUCUUAAGCAUUACCUGGAUACAAAUAUGUUUAAAAAGCUGGAUCAUAUGUUCUAACCACAUACAAGCUGUUUAUAGUGUGUUCAAAAAUAUAUAUGAGUAUGAAAUCAU
Molecule: messenger RNA, 559 nt
Organism: Nanorana parkeri
Lineage: Eukaryota; Metazoa; Chordata; Amphibia; Anura; Dicroglossidae
Gene: MGST2
Product: microsomal glutathione S-transferase 2
Exons: 5
Coding region: 62-505 (147 amino acids)
Biological process (GO): leukotriene biosynthetic process
Cellular component (GO): endoplasmic reticulum; nuclear envelope; membrane
Molecular function (GO): glutathione peroxidase activity; glutathione transferase activity; leukotriene-C4 synthase activity
Source: RefSeq, a predicted model, not a curated record